Molecule: messenger RNA, 399 nt
Organism: Mesocestoides corti
Lineage: Eukaryota; Metazoa; Platyhelminthes; Cestoda; Cyclophyllidea; Mesocestoididae
Source: the annotation of a GenBank genome assembly
AUGCCACCGACUGCUGCCAACGCCGUCUUCUUCGCCAUUCGAGCCGCUGCCGCCGCGGGCUGUGGAAUCACGGGACUCUACACCAGCAACGUCUACCAGUCGAGGGUGCGCAGCCUCGCCACGGGUCUGUGCGCCGCUGCCUUCCGUCUGGGCAUCCUGGCGGCGCCAUACCUCGGUCAGGUGUUCCUCCAACAGCGCUCCGCACUCGCCGCCAUCCUCCUCUUCGCCCUCACGGCACUCUUCGGCGCCGCAUUCGCCGUCUGCUUGCCGCGCGUCCGUCGCACUGGAAAGGUGCGUCUUGCCUCGUCUCACCUCACCCAACUCCUCGCCACCUCACCCCACUCCAUCUCACCUCACUACGAUCUUGCCAUUUGCAUUGCGGUUUUCGAUAUAGACUAG